Papaver somniferum (opium poppy) is the source of this 1677-nucleotide messenger RNA. Its product is annotated as 4-hydroxy-tetrahydrodipicolinate reductase 1, chloroplastic-like. The coding region runs from base 421 to 1524 and encodes 367 amino acids. Lineage: Eukaryota; Viridiplantae; Streptophyta; Magnoliopsida; Ranunculales; Papaveraceae. Gene Ontology annotation, molecular function: NADPH binding; 4-hydroxy-tetrahydrodipicolinate reductase activity. Gene Ontology annotation, cellular component: chloroplast stroma. The transcript is spliced from 8 exons. The record is from RefSeq and is a predicted model, not a curated record.
UUUGUCCGUCCUAUUUCAUGACCUUUUUUUUAUCCGUCCUAUUUAAUGACCUUUUUUUUUGUCCUGUAGUUAGGGUGCCCAAUUACCCAAUUACUAUUUCAGGCCCCCAAUUCAGCCCUGAUAAAUCUCUCUCUCCCCCUUUCUUUCUACCUGCCUUCUUCUUUCUUUCUCGUUUAUGGCCCUCGUCCAGGUAAGCAUGACUGUCUUGUUACAGUUCAAGCUUCUCUUAUAGGCAUGUUUUCUCCAUCUUUUCUCUUUUCUAUACAAUGUGGGACUAUUAUUAUACCUUCGUUUUCUAAGCAUUGGGAGAGGUUGGGCUAUGUAGAUUGUAUUGUAGACCUAUAAUCUUCUUGCAAACACUGCGCCCAAAAGCAGUAUGUUUCAGAGUUUAACACUUCCAAUCUCAGAUUUUUCGAUUAAAUGUCUUCUUUCUCAAUUCUGAAAUCUCCAUCAAAACCCCUCUUCUUCGUUAGUAAUCAACUAGAGAAACAAUUCUCCGCUUCAGAUCUCCAUGUUUCUCAAUUCAUUAAUGGUCAACAAUUUCAUAAACCGUCAAUCUCUAAACCCUUUACUUCUACUUCUUCUUCAAUUAACAAAAAACCCAUUACAGCAAUAACAGCUACUCAAAAAAAUGACAAACCCUUGUCUUCUUCUUCUUCUUCAAUGUCAUUAUCAGUCUCAGAAGAAAAUCUUGCAUUUCCAAUCAUGGUGAAUGGUUGUACUGGAAAGAUGGGUAAGGCAAUAAUAGAAGCUGGAGUUUCUGCAGGGCUUCAGGUGGUUCCCGUAUCUUUCGGCAGUGAAUCGAAGUCUGGGCAAAUUGUGGAAGUAGGUGGUAAAGAGAUUCACAUAUAUGGUCCCAGUAGAAGAGAAAACAUUCUCACCUCAUUGCUCAAAGAAAACCCGAAUAUGAUUGUGAUUGAUUUUACAGUCCCGGCUACGGUUAAUGCUAAUGCAGAAUUAUAUUCGAAAGUUGGAGUUCCUUUUGUAAUGGGAACUACUGGAGGAGACAGGGAGAUGUUGUACAAUACUGUUGAAAAGUCAAAAGGUUAUGCCGUAAUCUCACCACAAAUGGGGAAGCAGGUUGUUGCAUUUAUUGCAGCCAUGGAUAUCAUGGCAGAGCAAUUUCCUGGUGCUUUUUCUGGCUAUUCUUUAGAGGUAAUAGAGUCUCAUCAAUCAAGCAAAUUGGACCCUUCUGGAACAGCCAAGGAUGUUAUCAAAUGCUUCCAAAAGCUUGGGAUAUCCUAUGAAUUAGAUCAAAUGCAACAAGUACGUGACCCUGAACAACAACUCGAGAUGGUGGGUGUACCAGAAGAGCACUUGCAAGGCCAUGCGUUCCAUGUGUAUCAUCUAACGUCACCUGACAAAACGGUUUCGUUUGAGUUUCAACAUAAUGUGUGUGGUACCUCCAUAUAUGCUGAGGGUGCAAUAGAUGCUGCCAUUUUCCUGGCUAAGAAGGUCCAGUCCAAGGCAGACAGACAUAUCUAUAGCAUGAUUGACGUCUUGCGUGAGGGUAACAUGCGAUAAUGCUUGGUUGCUUGUAAUUUUUCACCCUGUUUCACGGGAAAAUGUUGUUGUAUGCCAUCAGUUUUUCAACAGUGAUAUUUUUUUUUUCAUCAGUUUCAAAGAAUAGUUGAAUGAGAUUCACCUUUAUAGAAUCAAGAAUCGGAUUUUAAAUUA